This is a messenger RNA of Cuscuta campestris, 2316 nucleotides long. The record is from the annotation of a GenBank genome assembly. NCBI's taxonomy places the organism in Eukaryota, Viridiplantae, Streptophyta, Magnoliopsida, Solanales, Convolvulaceae.
ACCAAAUUAAAAAGAAGAAGUUUCUCCAUGAUUAGAACUCUGCAUCCAAAACCAGAAAAGCUGCCUCCCCAAUCUCUCUCUCUCUCUCUCUCUCUCUCUCUGUAGACGUCAAUGGCGAAUUUGUUUUUCGCCAUCUCAACGGUCCAGCCUAAACUUGCGUAACCGCCUCAUGCUCAUCACUAACUGUCUGUGUUUAUAUUUGUAUCUUGCUCCUUUGUCCUCUCUCUAUCUCCAUCUCUCUCAUUAUUAGCGUGAAAUUUGGAGCUUUCUUUGCAGUUUGAUCUGAGAUUGUGAUCGCUGGAUUUGGCGAGAGAUAAGAUUCAAUUGCACAUCGGUAGUGGUUGAAAUUUUGAAGAGCUGUUGUGGCUGCUUUAUUACCUUUUAGAGAGUGGUUCUCUGAUCUGAGUUAUGCUUUUGAUUAUGGCUCAGUGGCUGCCAGAGGAAUGCUGAAUCUUGGCUCCUUUUUUUGAUCUGGAUGGUGCCGGAUGAUAGGUCGUAGUAUUUUUCAUUCUUUGAUGUUCAAAUCGAAUCAAUAGCAAAUAUUCGGUGGUUUUAUUGGCUCUACAAUUGAGGGGCUGGCAGAAUUUGGACAUGAGAAGCCCUUGGAUAAAAAAACUAACUCUGAUUUUUGGCCCUAGACCGCCGUUUAACUGGUUACUCUUGCUUCUUGUCAGCAUCAUUGUGUUAAUAGCUUUGUUGGGAUCAUCUUCUUCUAGUACUUUCGAUUCUGUUUCCUCGACAGCAAAAGCUGACAUUUAUUCAAACUAUAGAAGGUUAAAGGAGCAAGCGGCUGCUGAUUACUUGGAGCUAAGAAGUAUUUCACUCGGAGCUUACCAUAUAAAGGAUGUUGGUCUUUGUAGCAAAGAUAGAGAAAACUAUGUGCCUUGCUACAAUGUGACUGCAAAUUUACUAGCUGGUUUGAAAGAUGGGGAGGAACAUGAUCGGCAUUGUGAGAUUUCACGAGAUUGGCAGCACUGUUUAGUACGUCCUCCUAAGGACUAUAAGAUUCCUUUAACUUGGCCUUCAGGCAGGGAUGUCAUCUGGAGUGGAAAUGUUAAAUUAACCAAAGAUCAUUUCUUGUCGUCUGGAAGUAUGACAAAAAGGUUAAUGUUAUUAGAAGAGAAUCAAAUUGCUUUUCAUUCUGAGGAUGGAGUGGCUGACGAUGGUGUCAAAGAUUACUCUUACCAAAUUGCAAAAAUGAUGGGGCUGGGAAGUGACCAUGAACUUCUUCAAGCUGGUGUGCAGACUGUGUUAGAUGUUGGCUGUGGGUUUGGUAGCUUUGGAGCCCAUUUACUAUCCCUGAAUUUGAUGCCUCUGUGUAUAGCCGCAUAUGAGUCUUCAGGUAGCCAGGUCCAAUUAGUACUUGAGAGAGGGAUUCCAGCAAUUAUCGGAAACUUCAUCACGAAACAGCUUCCAUUUCCAGCAUUGGCGUAUGACAUGGCUCAUUGUGCUCAGUGUGGAAUCCUAUGGGAUAAAAAAGAUUGGCUAUUCCUUAUUGAAAUUGACCGAAUACUCAAGCCAGGAGGUUAUUUUGUUUUAACCUCACCCGCAAGCCAGCGGCAAGGGAGUUCUAUCAGUACUAAGACUGGAAGUGUGUCAACUCCAUUUGAAGAAUUUACCAAGAAUAUCUGUUGGAAUCUUCUAGCGCAGCAAGGAGAGACUUCCAUCUGGCAGAAGACUCUUGAUUCUCAUUGUGCAUCAAACACGCAAAGAACAGUGCCUGUUUGUAAAGGAGAGGAUUUUCAAGCAUACUAUCACCCUCUUGCUCCUUGUAUUUCUGGGACAACCAGUAAUAGAUGGACCCCAAUUCAUGUCGGAUCUAAGGCCUUAAACUCAACAGGUGUUCAUAAUGACGAUUUCUUUGAAGACUCAGAGUUCUGGAGAUCUUCAUUAAGAAACUAUUGGUCACUUCUUUCACCAUUGAUUUUCUCUGACCAUCCAAAGAGACCUGGUGAUGAGGACCCACUGCCCCCAUAUAAUAUGGUUCGUAACGUGAUGGAUAUGAAUGCACAUUAUGGUGGUUUGAAUGCUGCUUUUUCUGAUGCAAGAAAAUCAGCAUGGGUUAUGAAUGUUGUGCCACUGGGGAUGCGCAAUACACUUCCUCUCAUAGUUGAUCGAGGUUUCAUAGGUGUUCUACAUAACUGGUAAAUUCUCAGUCUGUUUCAUUUAAUGUGGAACAUUUAGACUUGUAUAUAGUGUCAUCAAAAGAAACUUUAUACUGGUGUGAAGCUUUUCCUACAUACCCCAGAACAUAUGACAUGCUUCAUGCCAAUGGACUCUUUUCACACCUUAGUUCGCAAAGCUGCAGUAUGAUUG